Molecule: messenger RNA, 2600 nt
Organism: Stylophora pistillata
Lineage: Eukaryota; Metazoa; Cnidaria; Anthozoa; Scleractinia; Pocilloporidae
Source: RefSeq, a predicted model, not a curated record
AACUUCCUCUUUCAGUUUCGACUGUCUCUGUAUGUAGAAAUAAAUCACCAUCGACGCAGGUUAGUUUUCUCUGUUUUCAACCUCUAUUACUAACUGGGUACACCUGUGUGGCUUUGCAGGAAUACGUAUAUGCCAACUGCAAGAAGAUUUCUACCUCAUUACGUAUCAGAAGACAUCCGUGGCACAACUGUCCAGCCUUGGUGGAACAAUCAGCUGAAAUAUGUACAACAACAAAAACAAAAUAGUAAGGAAUCCUUUUGCUGUGUUGACAUCCCCAUUACGUUGCUGCUCUGCUGGGAAACCAUUAAAAAAACACUGCGGACUUCAAAUCAUUUGUGCGGGUUUUAAAUGAACACAUCCCUGGGGGUGGAUUUGCUAUCAAAGACACGGCAGGAAGAAUCGAGGAGCGCCUUUGCGUGAAAUGUGCGUCGAUUUCAAAUCAGUUUAAAACCGCAUCUGGCCGCAAAAUAAAGGAUUUGCUGAGUGGCAGUUACAGGAUGAAUAUAUUUUUGGAGGAAGUUCAGUCAGUUGAGAUGUUGCAUACAGAAUUACAAAAAGAGACAAAAAUAAGAAAAAAAUCUAGUAAAAGAAAACCAAAAAAUAUACGAAGAACUCCUUGAGGAGAUCAAGCAAAAAAAAAUCAGGGAAGAUCAGAUGUUAACUGAAACUGAGUCACAGAAAAAAUAUAUUAAAAAAACUGGAAACAAAAAGUGGGACAGACAAAAAUGCAAAAGAACUAUCAACCCUCAGUCCCACUACGAAGUGGAGAUAUCUGAAAAUCAGGGCACAAAAAGCUCUAUGGUUUUUUAGAGCCUAUGGCCUCAAACUGAACAGUUUAGAGGUUGAAGAAAGAAACAGUACAUGCACAACCCAUAAUUUCAGUUUAGAUGACCCUUCCUCAACAGUCCCUACCGACACUGGUAGCACUUCAAAAUACUCAACACUCAUAGAAGAUGACAAAAAGAAAGUGGAAGAGGUUUUAUUUUUAAUGGACCGGUUCAGUGUGAGCAAAGAAUUCUACCAUCAACUAACAAUGGUGUGUGAAGGACUGCCAAGAUCAUAUUUGGUAAAACAGUGCAAGAAUCAUCUCAAUGAAUUAAGUCACCUUAUUGUUACACCUGGGAAAUCACAGGGUGUACAAACUUCAUUUAAAGAAUUGCUAAAGGAGCAAAUAAUCGACUUGGAAGAAUCACGUGGUCAUUCAGUGAGUGAUACACAGAGACCGAUUAAAGUAAAGAUCAGUGGAGAUGGCGCACAAAUGACAAGAAACAGCAACUACAUUAUCUUGUCAUUCUCAAUUCUACAAAAAGACCAACUUAUGUCAUCAAGAGGGAACCGCACGAUUGCAGUUGUGAAAGGCAGUGAGGAUUAUACGUCAAUUGCAGAGUCAUUUCAGGAUGUCUUACAAGAAAUCAAUGAAGCACAAGAGGUUGGCUUUGUCAAAGUGGAGGAAAACCAAAUCCCUGUGGAGUUAUUCCUUGGUGGAGACUAUAAAUUUCUUUUGCUAAUCAUGGGUCUAAGUGGUGCUACAUCACACUAUUCUUGCUUGUGGUGCACAAUACACAAAGAUAGAAGGUAUGAUAUGUCCAAGCCAGAGAACUAAUACGAAAGCAGCCCACAGAAACGAACACUAGAAGAUUUAAAAAGGUGCUGUCAUUUAAAGCCAGGAAACAAACACUUUUCCUGUAUCAACCUCCCACUACUCAACAUACCCCUAGGUCACAUCAUCCUUGAUGAGCUGCAUCUGUUACUAAGGGUAACAGAUGUACUUACUUGCAAUCUUCUGGAUGAGAUGAUUGAGUGGGAUGAUGAGGAAGCCCACAAAAAUAAAGUUUCUAAUCCUAAAGCUAUAGGGCAGCAUUUGCAGGAGGCAGUGCAGACCAUAAACAAAUGUGGCGUAACAUUCCAUGUCUGGGAGAAAAAGAAUGCCGAUGGCAAAGGUUCAGGUACCCAUGACUGGACCAGUCUGAUGGGAAAUGAAAAAAAGCUGUUGCUAAGGACCUUCCCUGGACACUUUUCUACUCUUUUGAGAAAAGACACUGCUACAACUGUGGAGAAAAUAUAGAAGGCAAAAGAUUGGGUGAAUUUGUUUUGUUCCUUGGGCAACAAGAGAACUGGUUAUGGUAAAAAGAAUGUGACAUGCUACAUGCAUUCUACGGUAUUCCAUGUCCCAGUAACCAUGAAAAGACACAGCAAUGUGAAACAGUUUACAGGACAAGGAGUAGAAAAGAAUAAUGACAAUGCAAGAAGAGUUUUGAGACGCAAAUCCAACAACUGGGACAGUCCAGCAGACAUUAUACGCACAGAAGGUCGUCAAUGGGCAUUGCAAAAAAGAGAAAGAUUGCCUAGAGCAUACAACAAAAAAUAUGAAAAGUACUGGGAUUCUGAAAUUAAAGAAUCUAGAGCAAAAAUCAGACGCUUGUCAACAUGAUGACAACCGUAUUGUGGUUUUCUCUGAUUGGUAGUGUGCUAGAAUUUUCCAGAUCUUUGGACUGUAACUCUUGCAAGUGAGAGAUGGAUUAAAUGUACUUUACAAUUAUCACUUGUCAAUGCAGAGCUCAAGUUUGAAUUCUGAAAUAAAAUAUUCCAGGUUCAGCAGU